AUGAGUCAUCUGUCCUUCUGGACCAGGAACGAUCUACCGGAUAUCCGGCUGUCCGGGGAAAGACGUGCGCAUGCGCAGGAACCUCGAAGUCAAGGCAACGGAUUCUCCAAAGCUGGCAAUCUGAGGCAACGGAAGACGCCUGCCAACCUGAACAACUCUGUAACCAUGGACGUAGACGUUGACAGCGAUCUACAGUGUCCAAUAUGUCUGGAACUGUACACGUAUCCCAUCAUCCUGCCAUGCUCGCACGUGCUUUGUCGCUCUCCGUGCGCGGAACAUUUGUUCGAUUUCAAUUUUAUCCGAUGUCCGGUGUGCCGGGAUAACUGCUACGUCAGUGGCGGUAUAUCGAGUCUACCACGAGUUAUUGCCCUUGAGAAUAUCAUCGAACGAUACAAAAAAGAGCAAAAGAAAGACAAAUCGGAAGUGGCGAAAUCUUCUGCUUCUCCACAGCCAAAGCAGACGGCAGUUCAGGCUGCUUCCAAUGGAUCUAAUGAGGAUUUAGCCAAAUCUUUGACUUUAUUAAACAACAGUGUAACUGCAUUAACAUCACUUGCAUCUUCAUUCAAAACAUCAGAGUCGGACGUAAAAUGUCAACAUUGUAAAAGUGCUACGGUAAAACGCGCCAAAAAGUUUUGCACAACAUGUCGUAAAUUUUUCUGCGCGACCUGUUUACGAUUGUCGCAUCCGAAUAAGGAACCCUUCAUUAACCACGAAUUCGUGGAUCCAGGCUCCGACAGAGCCGCUUCCGUUUCCGACCAUGUAAAAGCCACCGGAAGUGCUAAAGUCGGAAUCUCGAAUCCUUCUUCAACGAUGAAAUUUAUCGUGGACGCCUAUUGUAUGUUGUGUACUCAGCCGUUUAUCUCGAGUUCCGACGAAGGUAUUAUACACACCGGACAUCCGGUUGUGCCAGUUGAACAGGCGUACCGAGAAUUUAAGACAUGCAUGGAGGACAAUAGGGAGAAGCUGGUGGACAGUCAGUCGAAGGUCAUGACGACCUUGAAGAACCUCAAGGACGGACUCAAGGACGUACAGCACGUGCUCGCGCGGCGUCGCGACGAGAUCAACAUGCAGUGCGACGCUCUCCUGGCGGAAGUGGAGAACAAGCGCAGCUACUUCCUGUGCGACCUUGAGUAUGAGGAGAGGAUCCACCAGACCGGACUCGAGGACAGCAUCAAGACGCUCGAGAAGGUUCUCGGCGCGUCCCAGGGUCUUCAGAGUUACGUCAAUGACGUCAUGACGUCGGAUAAGGUUCCCUUCCUUGAGGUAGCGAACACACUCAAUGACAGGAUCGUCAAAGCGUCUGUUGACUGUGAGAAUGCGUCCGGUGCGCAGGGGCCGGAUAUGGAAGUGAUACACGGGAAAGUUGUUGACUGCAGACGUGAAAAAGUCAUAUUGCGCGAACUUAGUUUUUUGUGUCCUCCAUCGACGCCUAUCGUUGACGUGACCCGUUGCUCCCGCAGUGAGAACGUCGUGGUGUUGGCUCUGUGCCCCCCGAGCAGCGUCCACGAGGUGGUGGACCAGUAUGAGGUGCACUUCUGCUCAGAGGAACAGAAGAACAUCCAGCUAGAGGAAACGGUGGUAGUGAAAAACUGCGUCGAGGACAGCUGCUCCACGAAGAUCUCCGCGAACGCUUCCGGAAUAUUGGUGCUUUUACUGGAGAAUCUGUGUCGCUCCACGACCUACUACUUCUGCCUGAGCUCCGGAAAUGCUGCCGGGAGGUCUGGAAGUUCCGAGGUCGUCCAGUGCACCACCCUAGCCGAGGGAGAGAAUGUCAUACCUGCGCCUGUGAUUAUCGAGCGGCUCUGCAAGCGUUUCACGUCUUCUAUUCAAAUCUUCUCGUCCAGUCCCGUGGAUGUCGCCUCGGAGCAGAAAAUCUCGCAUUUCCUGUUAUAUCGACAAUCGCCCCAAAACCGGGUUUGGAAGUGCAUUUCUAUGUACGGGCGGGAAGAUCAUCGGGUUUUCGGACUAGAGCCGAAUUCGGAAUACGAGUUUGUGAUAUUGGCGUAUAAUUUGCGUGGCGAAUGUAGACUGUCGAACAAAGUAGUUCUAGAGACGACCUCGUCCGCUGCAGGGUUUUAAGAUAAUAUCAUAUAUAUAAGAAACAUUUUUGAAUAAUUGUUCAGUUAAGUAGUUCCUGAAAAAAAAUGCCGUUCAAUGAUAGUGUGAAAACAAAUAUUGAAGUGCUCAAAAUGUCACGGUAAUAUAUAUGUGUAUGCCUCUGUCUGUAGAAGUCGGCGUAUCAAAGUCGCUUUUUCCGUCUGUCUGUGCGUCUGUGUAAAACAGUUCGCACAAAUGUCAACCUUCACAAGAUGAUGUGUCACGUGUAACACUCGUCUCUCAACCACAAAUGUCAAGGUCACACGAAGAGGACAAAGAGGACACGAAGAAGUCAAAGGUCAAUUUUCACUAUGAAGCAGCUUUCUGUAACAUUUUUUAGAAAAAAAAGAAAAUGGGUGCAUCUGUUCCCGAUGGACACAUGUCUUGUUUAACAAUAUUUUGAACGACAUAUCAUAACGUCACAGCCCAUCGAUUGCUUUAGAUAAUCAGCGCGUUCCGAUAAAAACAAUUGCGUAUGACAGGAACCAAUGUGAAUACGACAUGGGCAUUACUGAAGAGGGGACGAAUAUUGGUUUGGCUGUUCUUUUGAAUCUCCGCUUUUUAUGUGCGUUUUGUGAGGUAUUGGUGUUUACUGUAUUAUAUUCAUACUUACAAAGUAUUGACAUCCAAAUUUUAUUGGAUACAGUACAUUUUAUGCUGUGCCUGCCACUAUUAUAAACUUGGUGCUUAGUUAUAAAUAUUAUAAGGAAUUGUUGUUAUUUAAUCCGUCCGUCAUUCUUGUUUUAUUACCUCUAACUUUAUUUGAAUAUAGUGUAUACAUCAUUAUUACAAAUGUCUUAUUAACAGUUAGUCGUAAACAACUCAUUAUUGUGAUAUUGCUCGAUGUAACGAUUAAGCAUUAAGGGUGUAGAUUCGGGAAAUAUUAUCAAGAAACAAACUCGUGGUGAUAUAAGUUUCAUAAUAAUUCGGUUGAGAUGUAUGAAUAAUAAUAUUAGCAUUGUGAGUUACACAUUGUUGUUAGUCAUGUUUAAGAUAGGAACUGUUCAGAAAGACAACUGAAGACGUUUGGAAGUUUAUCCCUGCCUGAUGUUACCGCCCCCCCCCCCACACACACACACACGCGCACGCGCGCGCUUCUAACUGCAUGUCUUAUAUACUCUGUUGCUAUACAUUUCUCAAUGUUAAAUUCCAUGACCGCACUUCAAUUUUUAGCUGAACUCGUUUUUAUGGUCAUUUUAUUUCUAAAUAAUUGUCACGAGAGACUUGGUAAAACGUACUGUGAUAUCACAUAUUAAAUAGUUUUACACAUUAUGCAUGUAGCAGAUGUAGAUAGAAUAUUUAUUUAAUUUAUGUUAGAAGGUAUACUGUUUAUGACUGAAUAUUUAUAUCGUUUUAUCAGCGUGCUUGAUCUUUUGCCUCAUAAAAUCAGUAUUUUUCUGUUUGUCUGUACGCCUGCGUCCACAUCCACUAAGCUAGUCAGUGUAGAAGCACAUUGUCAUUUUUAUAAUGUGAGCUUCAUAUGCCUAUGGGAUUUUUUGAAUAUUUAAAACAAUUCAAAUCUGUGUGCAUUUUGGUUCUGUUUCUUAAACAGCACAGUGUAUGUGUAAGUGUGUGUGAAUGCUAUUCAGCAACCAAAACUGAUUUGUAUUAUAUGUAAUAAUUUAAAUAAAUCAAAUCACAGUACAAAAAUACAAACGAAUUCUAUAUUUAAUGGACGUAAUCAACAUGUAUUUACUAUAUUUUAAUAACAUACACUUUUAUAUAGUAAUCUAUGAUUGGAGGAAUCUGAAUUGCCAAUAUCUGAAUUGCCAAUUGCUUGUAUUUUUCCAAAUAAAUGUUAUUUUGUAUCGCUUACGUACAUGUUUACUUCGAUGUGAGCUGUUUGAAAUCGAAACAAAAAAUCGAAAUAUUUGUUUUAUGAAACACAUGUUUGUAUGAGAUGUAUAUGUACCGACAUUGCAGUUCAAAGUAUCUCAAAUGUCGCCGUUUUCUAUUAGAGAUUUGGAUCCCAUGCACGUGUUUUGUUUGUUUUGUGUUUUGUUAUAUCACAUACCACAUAGUUUAUAGGAGGUGUAAUAAUGUUUUGAUGUUAUUUCGUGAUAUGGGCGGUGCUUUGUGAAAAUGGGGUUUAAUGCAUGUGCGUAAAAUGUCGCCUCAUAUUAGCCUGUGCAGUCCGCACAGGAGAAUCAGGGAUGACACUGUCAGCUUUUAUGAUAUUUUUCGUUGUAAUUAAGUAUUUUCUUAGCAAAAUUCAAGUUCAGACGGAACGCGUCGCCCCUGAUUAGCCUGUGCGGACUGCACAGGUAAUCUGUAACGUCACUUUACGCACAUGCAUUGAAACCCCUUUUCACAGAGCGCGGCUCAUUUAUAAAUGUCACCCACAGAUCUUGCUCGAAAAGUUUGUGCCAUUGUAGAUGUUUUUAAUAAAUCUGAAAAAAGUC
Dreissena polymorpha is the source of this 4499-nucleotide messenger RNA. Its product is annotated as E3 ubiquitin-protein ligase Midline-1-like. Lineage: Eukaryota; Metazoa; Mollusca; Bivalvia; Myida; Dreissenidae. Gene Ontology annotation, molecular function: protein binding; zinc ion binding. The transcript has 9 exons. The record is from RefSeq and is a predicted model, not a curated record. The coding region runs from base 1 to 2079 and encodes 692 amino acids.